AUGAGAAUAGCAACGUUCACAGUCAGCCAUUGGUAUCAGAUCGUGAUGGGUCGUUUAAAAGUUUGUUUCUUGACAAUUGUGAUGCUAGUCGCCUUGUUGAGCAGUUCUUGUGCAAACCCAGCACCUCGGAUAAAAACGGAAGUAAAAUCGGACAAAGACUCGGAUCACUACCAUGAACUGUUGUAUGGCGACGAGCGCUCUUACCAGAACCGUGUGCACAAUCCGCUCGAUCACAUCGUCAACCGUUUGAAGCGGUACUUCGUCUUCGGUGGAACUCUACAAGCAAUAGCCGAAUACACCGAGCUGCUGCGUGUCGGACUAGUGCAGGGUGGCGCCGUCCAGUACCAAGAUCGAAGCAGUGAGGUGCCUGGAACUCAUGCAGCACAUGUCAUUCGUGUGGGUGAGAUCAACUCAGAACUGUGGAAUACGAAUGAAACCCUGUUCAACGCGACACGGAACUACAUUGGCCACACACAGAACGUGAUCAUUGAUGCAAACAAAUUCUGGGGUAUCGGCGGUGAACUCGAUCGCUUUCAGUCGAGCAACUUGACAGUGCUCAACGGGAUCAAUUUUAGAUCGACGUUUACCGUUCAGUCACCGAAGGUUAAGACUUUGACGGAUUGGUUCAUGGCCGUCAUACGUCGCUAUCCAAUGCCAUGA
Molecule: messenger RNA, 660 nt
Organism: Anopheles darlingi
Lineage: Eukaryota; Metazoa; Arthropoda; Insecta; Diptera; Culicidae
Exons: 1
Coding region: 1-660 (219 amino acids)
Source: RefSeq, a predicted model, not a curated record